AUGGAUCCUACUUCGAGUAAAGCAUCCGUUAAAAUCCCACUGGAAGCUCUUGCUCAUGCGGAUGCUAGUACUUCAGACCCCGAGGAGUCGAGAUUCGGUGAACGGCCACAGGCCUCUACCUCCUCGGUGGCGAAUGACGAGUGCGGAAGACCAAGGAAGACCUACGAUGAGUACGAUACUGUGGAUUGGGUGAAGGAUCUUAAUGCGGACAGUGAUAGGCGGUCUCGCAUGGGGCAACGUGCUAAGUACUCCCUGUUGGGUCGCCUGCUGCUCGUCUGGGAUUCGAGCUCCGGCUGGAUUUGCGUGGGCCUGAUCGGUGCCUUGGUUGGCUUGUUUGCGGUGAUGGUCGACAUUGGAGUGAGCUGGCUUUCCAGUCUAAGGGAGGGCGUAUGCCGCGAUCAGUUGUGGUUGAACCAAGAACAGUGUUGCUGGUCCUACAACAUGACUGUCUUCUCUCCCCUCUAUGGACUCUCCUCCCCCUCUGCCGUUAGUCAUUCUACCACCGCGGCCACCACUGCAAACUCCACUGCCACUGAAAUCACCUCUGUUAGUUUGACGAUGACGUCAAAUGCAACUACGAAGGAGCUUAUUUACCCACGCAUCGCAGGGAGUGGUGCUCAAGCUGCCUUUGGAUUCUAUUCCUGUGAACAGAUUAAUCCUAUCCAGUGUCUACCCAUCUUACUAUGUAGCAUUUAUAUUAACGCACUAACAGUACAAGUAAUAAGAAUCAGACCUCCCUGUCGCCAACGUGGUCGGAUCCUGGCGACUGAGUGGGCUUGUAUAGCAGGGUCUGUAAUUUGGGCAAAUAGCCUCUGUCAUGUUUUCGGUAUGGUCCUCAAUCCUGUCUGCUGUUGCACUUUUGAGUCGGCUUUCAAAACGAUGCUCAAGUUAAUCGAAGUCUAUCGCGAGACAGGAACGGAUAUCCUACAACAGUUUUCCAACCCAUGGUACUCAUGGGAGCGCCUGCUGACGGGUCACGACGGUGACCUGGAGCACGUGGGAGCCUUCAUCCUAGGCUGGAUGAUCUACAUCCUCCUUGCCGUGAGUAUGGCGGGUCUCUGCGCUGCUCUCGUCUACUUUCUCGCUCCUUCCGCUGCUGGCAGUGGAAUCGCCGAAGUGAAGACUAUUUUGGGUGGUUUUGUGAUCCGCAAUUUCCUUGGCUCCUGGACUCUCAUCGUCAAGGUGGCUGGCCUUAUUCUCUCUGUCUCCACUGGCCUCUGCAUCGGUAACGACGGACCCAUGGUACACGUGGGCGCCUGUUGUGCCAAAAUCCUCGCUCACUUUUUCCCCAAGUAUGGUCUCAAUCCCUCCAAGACUCGUGAGCUUAUUUCAGCGGCAGUGGCUGGCGGCAUCGGUGCGUGUUUUGGAGCACCGAUUGGCGGGGUGCUUUUCUCCCUCGAGGUGGCCAGCUACUACUUUCCUGCCAAGACCCUCUUUCGCUCUUUCUUCUGUGCCUUAGCGGCGGCCUACGUGGCUCGGGCGCUGAACCCUUUUGGGGAGGAACACUUCAUCCUCCUCUCGGUGGAUCACGAUACCACCUGGCACUUCGUGGAACUGGUGCCUUUCGCUGCUCUCGGUGUUUGCGGGGUAUGGCUUGUUUUUAUUGCUUUAUACUUCCGAGUGAUUUCCGAAGGGGCUGGCAUAUUCGGCGCACUCAUGGUGCGUUGCAACAAAGCGGUGCAGAAGUUCCGUCGGAAGCACUGCGCUGAACGACCCAUCACCUACCUCCUUAUCCUUACUGCUGUCUUCUCCCUCAUUGCCUAUCUCCACCCUGACCUGCGAGUUGAAGAGAAGCUCUUCAUCCGUAAACUUGUCAGUAGCUGCACGGCUGGUGACCAGGAGGAUCUUUGUGACUACAUUCGCUUACCGGAGGGCGGCUACGGCAAUGCGACGAUUGUGAGCGAGACCAACCUGGUGGGCAGUUUUCGCGCGGGCCCACGGAUGGCACGAGGUGUGGCGCUGCUCUUUGGCGCACUGCUCUUCAAGUUUGUUGGACUUGUCCUCGUUUACGGUGUGCCUGUGCCCACUGGUGUCAUGCUGCCCAGUAUUAUGGUGGGAGCCAUCCUGGGCCGCCUGAUGGGAAUAAUGGUGGAGCAGAUAGUGGUGACGCAGAUGUCGCACUCACUCUUCUACCAUCGCCUCUGUAAACCCGGCCAUCCCUGCAUCGACACCAGCCUCUACGCGGUGGUUGGUGCUGCCGCCUGCCUGGGUGGGGUCACGCGUGCCACUGUUUCCCUUGUUGUCAUCAUGAUUGAACUAAUUGGCGGAUUAAGUUACAGCAUCCCUAUAAUGGUGGCAUCCAUGUUUGCCAAGUGGAUGGGUGACCGGUUGUAUAAGGGCAGUCUCUACGAUGUGCAGAUCCGAUUGAACCACUACCCCUAUCUCCAGUUUGACAAGGCCCCCGACAAGAUGGCCGACUCCUUUGCUUCCGACAUUAUGCAUCCUAGACUCAGCGAGGGUCCGCUAGAGCUGUUAACGGAGAAUUCAAUGCGGGUGGAAGAGGUGGAGGAGCUACUGCAACGCUCAGACCACAAUGGCUUUCCAGUGGUGGAGUCCCUCACCUCUCGCCAUCUCGUCGGCUUCGUAUCACGCACAGAUCUCGUCAGAGCUCUCGAUCUCCAUCGGCCACAUUCCUUGCGUAGGCACGGCGUUAAAUCAAUCGUCUGCUUCACCGAUCGAGCACCCCUCCUGGAUCCAAGUAACCGAUUGGAUACCCCCGAAGACUUUCCUCUUCUGGUUGAUGUUCGAAAUGUUGUCGAUCUGUCUCCCACAACCCUAACCCAAGCGACCCCGGCGUCGACGAUUUUCGAUGUGUUUAAGAGCCUUGGCCUCCGGCAGGUCCUGGUGACUCAUCUUGGGCGCGUCACUGGUAUCAUAACGAAGAAGGAUGUCCUACGGUUCCUGGAUGACUGUUAA
This is a messenger RNA of Echinococcus granulosus, 2916 nucleotides long. RefSeq names its product H(+)/Cl(-) exchange transporter 4. Gene Ontology annotation, molecular function: voltage-gated chloride channel activity. The transcript has 15 exons. The record is from RefSeq and is a predicted model, not a curated record. NCBI's taxonomy places the organism in Eukaryota, Metazoa, Platyhelminthes, Cestoda, Cyclophyllidea, Taeniidae. Gene Ontology annotation, biological process: transmembrane transport; chloride transport. Gene Ontology annotation, cellular component: membrane; early endosome; Golgi apparatus. The coding region runs from base 1 to 2916 and encodes 971 amino acids.